Anopheles marshallii is the source of this 783-nucleotide messenger RNA. RefSeq names its product chymotrypsin-2-like. The record is from RefSeq and is a predicted model, not a curated record. The transcript has 3 exons. Bases 1 to 783 code for a protein of 260 amino acids. NCBI's taxonomy places the organism in Eukaryota, Metazoa, Arthropoda, Insecta, Diptera, Culicidae. Gene Ontology annotation, biological process: proteolysis. Gene Ontology annotation, molecular function: serine-type endopeptidase activity.
AUGAUCCGCGUGACAAUAUUCGCGUUCGCGCUGCUAUUCAUCGGCCUGGUAGCCGCAAUUCCAACGCUGCAAGCUAGUGGUUCCAACGGUGGCCGAAUUGUUGGAGGAUAUAAUGCCGUAGCGGGACAGUUUCCGUAUCAGGUGUCAUUGAGGCGACCCCCAAACUUCCACUUCUGCGGCGGUUCCAUCAUUGGACCACGGUGGGUUUUAUCGGCGGCACACUGCACGAUCUCGAUGGUACCGGCCGACCUGAACGUGUACGUCGGCAGCGUGAUGCUCGCGUCCGGCGGUGUCUAUCACCAAACGAUGCGCAUCGUCAACCAUCCGCUCUACGAUCCGGAUACCAUUGAGAACGACAUCAGCCUGAUACAGACGGUGCAACCGAUCGUGUUCAAUGAGGAUACGCAACCAAUCGGUUUACCGACGACGAAUUUGGUGGCCAGCACAGGUGCUACCAUCUCUGGUUGGGGCCGAUCGAAUACGAUGGACAACGGAACAGCUGAAGUGUUGGACAAUCUGCAGUACCUCACAGUGGACAUUCUGACGAUGGAAGAAUGCCGUGCCGAACGUCCAGGUUCUAACAACAUCUUUGACAGUGUCAUGUGCGUCUCUAGUCCUGACGGCCAGGGUGCAUGCUCCGGUGAUUCGGGCGGACCGUUGACGUAUGACGGAGUGGUGCAAGGCAUUGCUUCGUUUGUUCGCGUGCCCUGCGCUACUGAAGUGUCGGACGUUUACGAACGUGUCUAUUCGCAUUUAUCGUGGAUCGCAUCGGUCAUAAUGUGA